Manihot esculenta (cassava) is the source of this 894-nucleotide messenger RNA. Its product is annotated as NADH dehydrogenase [ubiquinone] 1 beta subcomplex subunit 10-B. The transcript is spliced from 3 exons. The coding region runs from base 126 to 446 and encodes 106 amino acids. The record is from RefSeq and is a predicted model, not a curated record. NCBI's taxonomy places the organism in Eukaryota, Viridiplantae, Streptophyta, Magnoliopsida, Malpighiales, Euphorbiaceae.
CAAUCCAAAACCAUGACCCAAAUCCAACCUCGUCGUCUCCUCCCAAAAUCAAAGCUUCGAGUGACUAUUGAGCGGUGAGGCACAGAAGACGAGUAUAGUAUCCAGAGAAAAAAAAAUACAGCGAAAUGGGAAGGAAGACCGGCGUAGCAGAGUUCGAAGAAUCGCCGCCCGAUGACUUUGAUCCGUCGAAUCCAUAUAAGGAUCCGGUGGCGAUGUUCGAGAUGAGGGAGCAUAUUGUCAGGGAGAAGUGGAUUGAUAUAGAGAAGGCCAAGAUCUUGAGGGAGAAGCUCAAAUGGUGUUAUCGCAUCGAAGGCGUUAACCACCUCCAGAAGUGCCGCCACCUCGUUCAACAAUAUCUCGACUCCACUCGCGGCAUUGGCUGGGGCAAGGACCAGCGUCCUCCCUCUCUCCACGGUCCUAAGGUGGAGGCAGCUGCUUCUGAGUGAAUGGUCUGCAUUAAGGGAUAAAGUCUUCCUUCCUUAAAGCAAUGAUACUGGUUUCAAGUGCUUUUCAAAACUUCUAGAAUGCUGGGGAAGUUUUACUUUUGACAAGUAGAAGAUGGGGAAAAGAAGCUGAGCAUAAGAGUGACUAGGAUCCAUACAUCGGAUAAAUUUUCUGGGAUCCAUACAUAGGAUAAAUUUUAUGUGCACAAGUGCUUGUUUUCGAUUGAGGUUAGGAGAUGAUAUGUUAGGUUUUAUCUUCUUGCAAAUGUUAGGCUAAGAGUUUAAUGUUGUAUAUUUCCAGCAUUUGAGUAUUUUUCUGUGGGGAUGGAGUAUGGAGGAUGGUAAUGUUAUAGACUUGGGCUUUACAGCAGAUGGUUGGUUUUGUUUGGAACGUAAGAAGGAUACAAAAUAACAUAAGAUAAUUUAGCACCCAAUGCUAAUUUAGAGUCAA